Messenger RNA from Hypoxylon fragiforme, 1975 nucleotides. Its product is annotated as Metallo-hydrolase/oxidoreductase. Gene Ontology annotation, molecular function: N-acylphosphatidylethanolamine-specific phospholipase D activity. The coding region runs from base 269 to 1585 and encodes 438 amino acids. Gene Ontology annotation, biological process: N-acylethanolamine metabolic process; N-acylphosphatidylethanolamine metabolic process. Gene Ontology annotation, cellular component: cytoplasm; membrane-bounded organelle. Lineage: Eukaryota; Fungi; Ascomycota; Sordariomycetes; Xylariales; Hypoxylaceae. The transcript has 2 exons. The record is from RefSeq and is a predicted model, not a curated record.
AGGGUUACCCCGUUACUCGGAGAUUCCGAGCAAGUUACAUCCUUCAGCUAUCGCAAUCAUAUGUUAACUCCUUGCCACGACCAUAAAUCCGAAUCAUGAAUGCGCAUCGCAAGCCACCAUCCAAUUAAUGAAUGCUGGACAUGUCACUUUUCAAAACUACCAACGGUAAUCUUAGCAUAAUUACUGGCUAUUUAUUACAAUUCUCCCUUGCUUGGCUCUCCUGCUUGGCUACGUCGAUGUAAAGAAAAAGCCCAAAUAAAUAUUACCUAUGCGGUCCUCCCUCCGUCUUCUCUUCAGAGGAAGACAAGUACCUUCUUGCUCCUCUCCUUCCUCUUCUUCUCCGAGACAGCAGCAAAUCACAAAAAUGGCAUCAGUGACAGGCGCAACUGCCACGCUAUCGUUAGCAACGUACCACAGCACCGUUACUGUACGGCCACCGCGGCCUGCUGAAUUCCCGGGUCUUGGCCCCGAAGCUCACCACGUUAAGAAUCGCCAUGGGAAGACCGUCAAAUUCCAGAAUCCGCACACGUCAUGGGGCCCCCCUACACCUUUGGGCCUAUUAAGUUUGUUCACGAAGUUGGCAACGGGCUUGAUGCCAUCGCCGGAUGCAAAAUUAGAAGACAACCUCGUGCCUGUCAUAAAUCCAGAGUUGCUGCCAACGCGCUCAUCUCCUUCGCCUGCGCUCCGUGCCACUUGGCUCGGCCACGCCUGCUAUUACGUGGAAUAUCCGUCGGGGCUCCGGGUCCUGUUCGACCCCGUGUUCGAGGACUGCUGCGCGCCCGUCAACUUCUCCUCCUUCAAGCGGUACACGCCGCCUCCGUGCAAGAUCGCCGACCUCCCCUUCGUAGACGCCGUCAUGAUCAGCCACAGCCACUACGACCACCUGUCGUACCCGUCCGUGCAGGAGGUGCAGAAGCACCACCCGAACGCGCACUUCUUCGUCGGCCUCGGGCUAGAAAAAUGGUUCAAGAAGGGGGGCUUGGAGAACGUGACGGAGCUGGACUGGUGGCAGGAUGCGGAAAUCACGCUGGCGCCGAAAGAAGGCGACAAGGAGAGCGGGCCCAUCACGGCGACGAUAUCCUGUCUCCCGUCGCAGCACAGCUCGGGCAGGACUUCGCUGGACCGGGACACGACGCUGUGGUGCUCGUGGGCGGUGACGUCGGGGGCGCCGCCGGCAGACAAGAAGUCGGUGUGGUUCGGGGGCGACACGGGGUACCGGUACGUACCUAAGGUAGCAACGGGGGUGGACGACUACGGGCCGGAGUACGAGCACCUGCCGGUGUGCCCGCAAUUUCGGCAGAUUGGGGAGCGGUUCGGGUCGUUCAACGUCGGGCUCAUCCCGAUCGGGGCGUACUACCCGCGGCCGCUGUUCUCGGGCAUGCACGCGAACCCGCUCGACGCCGUGGGCAUCUUCCUCGACACCAAGUGCAAGAAGGCGAUGGGAAUCCACUGGGGCACGUGGGUUAUGACGCCCGAGCCGGUGCUGGAGCCGCCGCAGCUGCUGAAGGAGGCGCUGGCGAGAAGGGGGUUGCCGGAGACGGGGCUUUUUGAUGUAUGUGAUAUUGGCGAGACGAGAGAGUUUUAAUUCCGAGGGGGGGGUGUUCGAUGUCAGGAGGGCAUAAGAUGGGAUUAUGGAGUUUGGUGGUCAUAAUCGAAGAGUAUGUACUGCUAGUAUGGAUGAUCAUUAAUUAAUUACUUACAUGACUACUUACACACUUGGAUUAUUAUGUAAUGGGGGUUUUUAUUCAUAGAUCCCAUCAUCAUUAUCAUCAUCAUUAUCACCGGCAGGACAGGCCGUUUGACGAUCUUCAAAUGAAGACGGGAUAGAUGACUAACCUAGAAUACAUAGAUGACUGGAAGGAAUGUAUUGCACAAUACAUACCUAUUAGCCCUGCUGGAGGUAUUAGGGGAGGUAUUAGGUAGCAGCUAUUAGGCACUGAUAAGGCCCAUAAAUAAAUACCCUAAAACUUAAAAA